GUCACAUUAAAUUCUGGCCAACACCUAGUUUGUAUUGCCCGUGUGUGUGUGUGUGUCGGCCCUCAGUCAGCUCCCAGCAGUGUAAGGUAAACAGCAGACACGGCAGACUACAGUAGGUAUACGAAGCAGACGCAGUGGGGUCGGCAGGGCCAGCAGACAGUGAGGAGGAAGGGUUACGUAAUGUCAACAAGACUCCAGCAGCCAUGACUACGAAAGCAGAGGAAGCGGGGUGUAGCGGUGAGCGUGGGGGCGUCCCUCCCACCCCCGCCCCUCGCCACUACCCUCGAUGUCCUCCUCCUCCGUCCAUCACGUCCCCAGGGUUUCAACGCCUUGAUGGCGGGUGUCAGGAGGUUCGAACACUGCGUGUAGUAGGAGAGGGGCGAGAGGAGAAGGACGAGGGCGGGUACUCGGCCAAGACAGUGAGGCAGCUGGCGAGGAUCAACUUAGUGGUGGCCGCCAUCAUCUUCCUGUGUCAGCUGGUGGUAGCGGCGUGUCUGUGUCGACCAGUAGUGAUCAUGGGAGGAGUGUGGGUAGGGAUCCUGGUGCUGGUGCAGGCCAUCCUCGGACUGAGAGCAGCUAACACCACCUUCUCCCACGCCCUGGUGGUGGGGCACGCCUGGGUGUCUGGAGUGGUGUGCAAUGUGUGUCUGGCAGCAGCGGGCUACCUGUUUUCAGGCCACCUCACACUCGCCUGUGUCUCUACCUUCCACAGCCCUGAUCACGCCUCAGUGGUGAGGCUGUAUAUAGUGGAGGUGGCAGCUUUGGUAGCGUCUCUGCCCUGCCUGACAGCAGCCAUCGUCAGCCUGUUGGGGGCUGCUCUCUCCGCCCGCGCCGCCUGCCCUCCCAAGCAAAAGAAAACAGAGGCACCAUUCGUGUUGUAUCUGCCACGCUGGGGGGAGAGCGUCUAUGGCAGUGAUCAACAAACUUCUAUCCACCAGUCACAAGCUAGGAACCCCGUGACGUCACAGCCAUCUGUACCUUCUACAUCUAAUCAAAACGGAGAAAGGGACAACUCUCCCCCACCUGCGUAUAAUCAGAUUGCAGAGGAAUCAUUUGCUUAAUGGGAUCUAUAUGGUUAUGUUAAUGAGGGAAGAUUUUUUAGUUUAAAUGCUAUUUCUAAAAAAACCUAUGUGCAACAGAGACAUUAGCCAAUAAUUUCUACAUUUGUUCUUAAAUUUAUUGAAACCCAUGGGAAUUAAAAUAUAUUAAACGAUGGCAUUGUUUAACACUGUACUUCAGGCAGCAUUGGUGAACAGCUAACAAACAUCUGAAGACUUAUUUAAGAAGCUGGACCGUCUCGAUCUUGGAAACUACUAUGAUAUUCGAAUUUUCAUAAAAAUUAUUACGAGAGAUCAAAAGACUCCCAAUCCCAUUCGAGUGGAAUCCCUUCAAUACGUAACUCUUUUGACUCAAUUCUAUUACUCCCGAGUUUACAAGAAAGUGAACGAUUCCCGGCAGCUUUACACUAUGGAUGGCAGUCAUUGUUGCUAAAAUUUACAAACAACUAACCAAUGCGUUCAGAUGAUUCACUGAUUCCAAGUUUUGGUUUCUCAGAUUCGGAAAUAAUGAAUCUUUGUAACAUUAAACUAUAGAAUAAUGGGUUGUUAGGUCCCCCCGCCCCCCGGGUCGAGUCAGUUUAACAUGACUCACUUUGGUGGGUUUAUUUAUAAUUAAGGUUUAUUAUUCUGAAAAUAUAUCAGUCGCCUGUUAUGUGAUUGUACCCUUUUUCGGUAAUUGAAAACUGCAUCAUCACUCAAAUUGCAUAAUUCGUUAUUGUUGAAAUGCAUCGUCCAACACUUUCAAAAAAUUCCGUUCGACCAUUACUGUUUAUUUAGUUCAAUGCAUACAAGCUGUAUCGCUCCAUUCUUCCUAAAUAUAUCGUUUGGCACAGAAUUUAUCGUUCUCUUUUAUUCAUAAUUGUUAAAAUGUUCCAAAUACUGUAUAUACUCUAUAACGUUCAGUACUUAUAAAUCGUAUCCUAACAUAGAAGUUAAACCAAAACCAAUAAAAAACCCGGAAUAAAUUAUCCAAUAAAGUUUAAGAGGAAAAAUCCAAUACCGCACUGUGCUAGGAUUAUUCAUAUGCCUUCUACAGAAUUAGCGAUUUCAUACUUAGACACGGUUGGCCUGCAGGAUUCAAUGCUAGGCUCCCUAAUAAAAGUUGACAGCUUAUGUUGGUGUUAAAAUGUAUUCAUAUGCAGUUGCAGUUUUAACAUUACACAAGAAUUCUUAGAAAAAUAUUAUAUGUAUGUAUUUAACUAUGAUUUGCUUUGUAUGUAGUUAUUAGUUAAUGCUUGGACUGGUUUAAGCUUUAAAUAGUUGGUAUUUUUGGAUGAAAUAUUAUGGAGUUACUGUUAAGGCAAUCCAGGUUCUCAAAAGUUCGUGUAAUGAAUAUCCCUUGAAAGCGACUACGUAAAAAUGCUACUACUCAUAAGAAUCCUUGAGACUUGGACCAUAUUUACGGCAAGGUGGUGAAGCAGUGUGUGUAUGUGUGUGUGUAGAGACGGAAUCCGCCCUACAUUGUACCAUUUCACUCUUUAUGUUUUAGUUGAAAUUAUAUUCACAUAUUUGUUUUUUGUAAUAGUGUUCAUAAUUAUUCUUAUUACCUAUAUUGUAUUGCUUCUAUAUCAUAUACAUCAUAGUUGCUUUGACAAUAAUGUGGUUUUGGGGACCAAUAUAAAGUGCAUUAUAGUUGUUUUGACAAAGAUGUAGUUUUUAAAACCAAAUCUGUCUUAGCAGUUAAAGCCGACGAACAAAAGUGAAUUAGUCCCAUCUAACUUAUCUUAACUAAAAAUAUAAGAUUUUUUGAGUUAGGUUUGGAUGGUUCAUUUUGUAUGUUAUCAAAUCUGACCCUAAUAACCGUAA
Molecule: messenger RNA, 2864 nt
Organism: Homarus americanus (American lobster)
Lineage: Eukaryota; Metazoa; Arthropoda; Malacostraca; Decapoda; Nephropidae
Exons: 7
Coding region: 204-1061 (285 amino acids)
Source: RefSeq, a predicted model, not a curated record